Messenger RNA from Drosophila serrata, 1716 nucleotides. RefSeq names its product O-fucosyltransferase 1 (gene O-fut1). Gene Ontology annotation, biological process: Notch signaling pathway; protein O-linked glycosylation via fucose. The record is from RefSeq and is a predicted model, not a curated record. Gene Ontology annotation, molecular function: peptide-O-fucosyltransferase activity. Lineage: Eukaryota; Metazoa; Arthropoda; Insecta; Diptera; Drosophilidae.
UAAGUUUCAUUAAAAACAUUUUUUUUUUGUAAGCGAGUAAAUAUUAGUUGAUAUGAAUACAAAGAGUUUACAAUGUAGCUUAAAAACAGUGUAGCACCCUGAUGGCCAGGGCUGCCAAACUUUACAGGGAAACGAAGCCGGCAGAAUGCAGUGGCUUAAACCGAAGCUCCGAUUUAUUUGCUUAAUUUUUAUUUUAAUAAGCUCAGCAUGCGGCCAAUUAGGACGGGAUCCCAACGGCUACCUCACCUACUGUCCCUGCAUGGGACGCUUUGGUAACCAGGCCGACCACUUUUUGGGCUCAUUAGCUUUUGCCAAGGCUUUAAAUCGCACCCUGAUCCUACCGCCAUGGGUGGAGUAUCGCAAGGGAGAGCUACGCUCCCGCCAAGUGCCCUUCAACACGUACUUUGAUGUGGAACCGCUGCAGGAGUAUCAUCGCGUCAUCACCAUGGCGGACUUCAUGUGGCACUUGGCCGACGACGUCUGGCCGGAAUCCGAGCGCGUAUCCUUCUGCUACAUGGAACGCAAGAGCCUACAGAUUGAGAAGAACGAUCCGGAAAAACCCAAUUGUCAUGCCAAGGAUGGGAAUCCGUUCGGCCCAUUUUGGGACACUUUUCACAUUGAUUUCGUGCGAUCCGAGUUCUAUGGGCCCCUUCACUUCGAUGUCCACCACAGUGCCGUCGCCGCUAAGUGGCAGGCGAAGUAUCCACCCGAAUUGUGGCCCGUUCUGGCCUUCACCGGAGCUCCGGCCAGUUUCCCCGUUCAGUUGGAAAAUUGCCAACUGCAGCAGUACAUGCACUGGAGCCAGAGGUACAGGGAGGCGGCCAGGGAGUUUAUCCGAGAGCAGCUGCCGCGAGGCGCCUUCGUGGGCAUUCACCUGCGCAACGGCAUCGAUUGGGUGCGAGCCUGCGAGCACGUCAAGGAUAGCCAACACCUCUUUGCUUCGCCCCAAUGCUUAGGAUAUAAAAACGAGCGGGGUCCCCUCUAUCCGGAGCUCUGCAUGCCCUCCAAGGAGGCGAUUGUACGACAGUUGAAGAGGACCAUCAAGAAUGUGCGUCAAACUCAGCCCAAUAAUGAGAUCAAGUCCGUUUUCGUGGCGUCGGACUCGAACCACAUGGUUGGGGAGCUCAGCACGGCGCUCACACGGAUGGGGAUCAGUGUACACAAGCUGCCAGAGGAUGACCCCUACCUGGAUUUGGCCAUACUCGGACAAUCAAACCACUUUAUCGGCAACUGCAUUUCAUCGUACUCAGCAUUUGUUAAGCGGGAGCGCGACUCGCAUGGUUUUCCCUCAUAUUUCUGGGGAUUCCCUAAGGAGAAGGACCGCCAACCGUCCAAGGCGCAUGAGGAGCUGUAAACGAUUAUCAGUAAUUAUCUACUUAAAUACUCAACUUGGCCAUUUUUCGGUUUUCACAUUCACAGAAGGAUUUUAUACAAUUUUUAUCUUGCCAUUUGUAUUACCUUUUAAAUUGUUCUUUUAAAUUUCACUUAAAAUUUUGUUAGUACAUUGCUGAAGCUUAACUAGAACGUUUUGUUAAACUUAUAUUGAAAGAAAUGAAUGAAAACCGAACAGCCUUUGAAGACACUCUUUAGUUGUAAGCUAGAAAAGUAUUCCUCGCAAUCAACGAGACUUGUCUUUCGAUUUUACUUAUAAAUUUAUUCAAGUUAUCCACGCACGCUCUCUUGAAAAUAAUUUAGAUCGUAAUUCAAUUGCCCGAA